AUGUCUACCAGCCUAAUUAAUCUACAGAGCAACUUAGAUAGUACUGAAAGCAGUUCUCUAGAACAGCAUAAUGACAUACCUAUUACGACUCAACCUCGCCCCGAAGUUUCCGACUCAGAUGCGGAAGAAGUAGAACAAGAAGGUGAGAAAAGAAAAAAGCGAAGAGAAGAUUUAGAAGACUGUUGUUGCGAUCCGUACUAUGAUCCAGAUGAGUGGGAAUUUUAUAUGUUUUGUAGAUGUUUUGGUUGGUGUUGUGUACAGUUGGGUAAAUGUAUGGAAAAUAUGUUAGAGGGGUGUGGAGAUUGUAUAACAUCAUGUUGUGAUGGUGAAAGCUCUGAAGAUACGGGUGGUUGUGAAGAUGUUGAAUGCUGUGAUUGCAAUUGUUUUGAUUAG
Molecule: messenger RNA, 393 nt
Organism: Pieris macdunnoughi
Lineage: Eukaryota; Metazoa; Arthropoda; Insecta; Lepidoptera; Pieridae
Source: the annotation of a GenBank genome assembly